Molecule: messenger RNA, 3331 nt
Organism: Myotis brandtii (Brandt's bat)
Lineage: Eukaryota; Metazoa; Chordata; Mammalia; Chiroptera; Vespertilionidae
Gene: GLT8D2
Product: glycosyltransferase 8 domain containing 2
Exons: 11
Coding region: 755-1807 (350 amino acids)
Cellular component (GO): Golgi apparatus
Molecular function (GO): glycosyltransferase activity
Source: RefSeq, a predicted model, not a curated record
GGCUUUUCGAAUAGUCAUACCCUUGAUGGCCUGGGCAGUUUCACGAGUGUUCUGAAAGUGAACACUAAGAUUUGAGCCUCUUGAUUGGCAUGAUUUUGUGGGGUUUUCUGGGUCAGAGUGAAUAGAACCAUUUUCAGAGGUCACCUCUGGCCGCUUUGGGAAGGAGGGGGGACAACAGCAUUUUAAUCACUAGAUUUCAGGAGAAGCUAGUGCCUACAGAGAUAUUCUUAAAAUCACUAUGAACUUUAUUUUCCUCUUCUGCUGGACCCAACAUGUGGUAGAAAUUCACCUUCCGGGCAUUUGCUUUUCCUUGGUCUCUCCUCUUUCCCUCCAGAGCAGUCCUGUUUUUGAAAUGCACGCAGGCUCCCGGACUGGGAUUCCAGGGGAAGGCAGGCCCAUCCCAGCUGGCCUGCCAGCACAUCUGGAAGUGGUUUCAGGGGCCGCCAGCGCACCGCCUGGAUCCCCAGCUGCUUCGCCCAGGGGUGGAGAAACCGGAGCUGCUGCAGAGUCAACGCAAGCAAAGGGAGGUGCGAGCCGGGGAGGAAUACUGUCUUGGAAACAUAACAUUGGCCUUGGACUCUCCGGCCCCUGGGGUUUUCCAAUGGGAUCUCAGAAGCAGCGGCGGCAGUGAAGGGCAGCAGCCCGGGGCCAGUCGCUAUUUGAACUCUCAGCCCUGCAGCUCUUCUGGACCCAGGAGCCCAAAGCCCUGCCCUCGCCAGUCACCAGGUCACAGUUUUUAUCCACAUGAACAUACAUGGCUUUGUUACGAAAAAUUAAUCAGGUGCUGCUGUUCCUUCUGAUUGUGACCCUCUGUGGGAUUCUGUAUAAGAAAGUUCACAAGGGGACUGUGCUCAGGAAUGACGCAGGUGAGGACUCUGGGACUCCCGAGGAACUGGACGCUGAGAUCCCCGUGGUGAUCUGCGCAGCAGCAGGGAGGAUGGGGGCUGCGAUGGCCGCCAUCAAUAGCAUCUACAGCAACACGGAUGCCAACAUUUUGUUCUAUGUAGUUGGGCUCCGGAACACUCUGUCUCGAAUACGAAAAUGGAUUGAACAUUCUAAAUUGAGAGAAAUAAACUUUAAAGUCGUGGAAUUCAACCCUAUGGUCCUCAAAGGGAAGAUCCGACCAGACUCAGCGAGGCCGGAGCUGCUCCAGCCUCUGAACUUUGUUCGGUUUUAUCUCCCUCUGCUGAUCCACCAACACGAGAAAGUCAUCUAUUUGGACGACGAUGUCAUUGUACAAGGUGAUAUCCAGGAGCUGUAUGACACCACCUUGGCCCUGGGCCACGCGGCCGCCUUUUCAGAUGACUGUGAUUUGCCCUCGCUUCAGGACAGGCACAGACUUGUGGGGCUGCAGAACACCUACAUGGGCUUCCUGGACUACAGGAAGAAGACAAUAAAAGACCUCGGCAUCAGCCCCAGCACGUGCUCGUUCAACCCUGGCGUGAUUGUUGCCAACAUGACGGAAUGGAAGCACCAACGUAUCACCAAACAACUGGAGAGAUGGAUGCAGAAAAAUGUGGAGGAGAAUCUCUACAGCAGUUCCCUGGGGGGAGAGGUGGCCACCUCCCCAAUGCUGAUUGUGUUUCAUGGGAAAUACUCUACCAUCAACCCCCUGUGGCACAUAAGGCACCUGGGCUGGAGUCCAGAUACCAGAUAUUCAGAGCAUUUUCUGCAAGAAGCAAAAUUACUCCACUGGAACGGAAGACAUAAACCUUGGGACUUCCCCAGUGUUCACAAUGACUUAUGGGAAAGCUGGUUUGUUCCUGACCCUGCAGGGAUAUUUAAACUCAGUCACCAAAACAGCUGACACUUUAUAUAUUUUCUGUAUAAAAAUGUGGAAUUGUCCAUUUGCAACCUACUAUAACAUCAUUCUUUAUGAACAGUACCUUCGAUAUGUAUGAUCUACAAUAUGAAAAACAGAGACUACUGUGUGCAAGUAAUACCUUGGAUCACAUAGGUAUUGAUUACUUCCUUACGUACAAGCACUGAGUGUGGAAAUCAAGGUUAUGUGAGUGAAAUAUAUUGUUGGAAAGAAAUAAACCCAUGUAGGUUCCAGCAACCAAUUUGCUUAACUCAGUGACAAUUAUAUCUAAAACUUUUCAAAAUUUCUACAUGUAUUUUUCACAUGUAGGUAUUUUUUAACAGGUUGCCAGUCUUGUGUUUUUGUAUUACACUUAAAAUAUGAAUGCCUGAAAAAUAAAAUAGUCAUAGAUUUUUAAUGAUUCUCAUUGUAUAUAGUAUUCUAUAUGUUAAAUAUAACAGAAGGCAAACUGAUCUCAGGUUUAAAGGAUGAAAGAAUACCAGUAAGUCUCGCUACAGAAAAGCCUGCAACUUAAGGAUUAUCAUUCUUAUAUUUUUUAUUGUAAAAAUCAUCAGACUUUCAAAUGAAUUUAAAAACUUUUUCAAUAUUUUUUAAUGAAAAAGUCUCAUACUGUCAUGUAUAGAAUAUAUCAACAUUUACUACCUGUCAUUUAAUGAAACACACCAUUGUUGUACGCUUGGAAAGUCCUUAAACCCAUUCUCUAAUAAGUGUCCAUAAUUUAAAGGGUAUUUUCUCCACUUAAAUAAAAAAAAUCCAUUGUAAGGCUACAAAUCAUUAUAUACCAAAGCAAUACCUAGUUACAUGCUUUACACAGUCCCAUGAAAAAAUAAUUCAGUUGUUCCUAGUCCCUGAUGCAAGGUGCUUCAAAGCACCUGCACAAAACAUCCAUGUAAACAGCAGUACAGUACAUGAUUUAAAUAACAUGAAUGACUCCUACACAGCUUGAUCCAGACUAAAGGAAAAAUAAAAUUCAUCACAGCCAGCAGCUAAACAGCAUGUUAAGAUUCACAACAAGGAUUUGUUUCUCUUUAAAUAUUUCCAUAUUGAAAAGCAUGCUCCGUGGGUAUAAGUGAUCAAGGGGAGAUGCAAAUAGCAUUUCCAAACACCCAGGUUUAUAUCUGCCAGGCAUAGAAGUCUGGACUAUUUGUAGCACCUUGGAAAAUGCAUUAAAAAUCACAAAGGUACAUUACUUAAAAACCAACCUUGCAUAAGGUUAACGUAGUCCACAGUAACAAAGAACAAUGAUGCAGAGACAGAAGUUUGUAAAUUACUGGCUUAUGAGAUUUAACUAGCAAGAAAAUUUGUCUUAAUUAUAGUAGCACAUCUCAUGUACAUAAAGCACCAGUUUAAAACAGGUUAUCGAACACCUCCAGCACCUUGCCGCUCAGCCUGAAAAUUCAUUUCUCAUCACUUGCCAUGUUACACCCCUAAAGCCAAGGAAGAUAAAAUUCGGUGAUAGGUACUGAAAGAGAAAUUCAGUUCCUUCCCUAUCGAGUGUAUGUCUCUCAA